Messenger RNA from Hirundo rustica (Barn swallow), 3054 nucleotides. RefSeq names its product immunoglobulin superfamily containing leucine-rich repeat protein-like. Bases 813 to 2015 code for a protein of 400 amino acids. NCBI's taxonomy places the organism in Eukaryota, Metazoa, Chordata, Aves, Passeriformes, Hirundinidae. Gene Ontology annotation, molecular function: protein binding. The record is from RefSeq and is a predicted model, not a curated record. The transcript has a single exon.
GAGCUCCAGGAGGGAAAAAAAAAAAAUUUCCCGGAUCCCCCUCCCCAAUGCCCGGGAGAUGGGAUCUGUCCCAUCCCGGGCACCCCGAGGUGUCACCCAGCUCUCCCGGAGCUGCUCCAGCACUCCCAGAUCCUUUCCCGGCCCUCAAACCCCAACCAGGGGGGGGUCUCUCCCUCCCCCCGAGCCGCGCACGUUUAUUCCGCCUCCUCCGCAUUCCCAAGAAAUCGGCUCCCGCUGGGAAUGGCAGGGUUGGGAGCAGACAAAGCGCUCCGGCUGCCAGCUGCCGGCCGAGCGGGAUUUAACCUCUUCCCGCUGGGACGCGGCCUCGGCAGCCGCGGCUGGAAAAGGGGGAAUCAGGAGUUAGUCGGGAAAAAAAAAAAAUCCCCUUUCCCGAGAAUUCCAGCGGCCGCGGAGCCCGGGUUUUUUUCCAUGACACGGGCAAAGCCGGAGCCGGGGGCCGGUCCGAGGGCUGCGAGCCCGCUGGAAGUCCCAAAAACCCCGUGGUUGUUAGGGCAAGGCCGUUGGGAAAGAGCUGCGGUUGCUCCGUUCCUGCCGGGCGGGAGGAAUCCGGAACCCCCCGGCUGAUCCCGAGCGGCAUUCCAUCCCAAACGCGGAAAAGGCGUUUUCCAGAGGGGCUCCGGGGGGGACCUGCCGGGAUAUUUUGUGGGGGAAUACUUUAGGGAACAUCCCAAACCGCCUUUCCCGGCCGGAGUUCUUCCUCCUCCCGCCGUUCGGCCGGGAGCGGGGGUGGAAAGCGGCCCCGGCUGGGGUCCGGGCUCAUUCCCCGCCCGUGUUCCCGGCAGGACGCGAGGAUGAGGCGGCUGCUGGGCGUCGUGGCGCUGGCGGCGCUGCUGUCGCCGUGCCUGGGCUGUCCCGCGCCCUGCUCCUGCUCCACCAAGAAGAACGGGCGGCUGCUGGCCGAGUGCGCCUACCGGGAUCUCCGGGACGUCCCGCGGGGCCUGUCCCCCAACGUCACCAUCCUGACGCUCUCCGCCAACCGCCUGGGCCGCCUGGGCCGCUCCUCGCUGGCCGAGGCGCCCGAGCUGCAGUCGCUGUGGCUGGGCUACAACCACAUCUCGGCCGCCGAGCCCGGCACCUUCGCGCACCUGCUGCAGCUCAAGAACCUGGACCUGAGCCACAACCGGCUGGCGGAUUUCCCCUGGCAGGACCUGCGCGGGCUGGGCGCGCUGCAGAUCCUCAAGCUGAGCAACAACCGGCUGUCGUCGGUGCCCCGCGGCGCGCUGGCCGGGCUGCGGGAGCUGCGCUCGCUCUGGCUCAACGACAACCAGCUGGCCACGCUGGCCCGCGGCACCUUCGAGGCGCUGCCGGCGCUGGCGCAGCUGCAGCUCUUCCGCAACCCCUUCAACUGCUCCUGCAAGCUCUUCUGGCUCAAGGAGUGGGCCCUCGGCUCCCCGGACGUCCUCUCGGGCGCCGGCUCCACGCUGUGCGCCGCUCCGGCCCGCCUGCGGGGCCGCGCCGUCACCGAGGUGCCCGGCGCGCUGUGCGUGGCGCCCACGGCGCAGCUGACCUACCUGUCGGGGCCGGCCGAGGCCGGGCGCGGCGGCGGCGAGGGGCCCACGCUCAGCCUGCACUGCAGCGCGGCCGGCAGCCCCCCGCCCGAGAUCCGCUGGCGCGUCCGCACGGCGGCGGCGGCCCGGGCCGGGGAGCGGCGCUUCGCCGCCUUCCCCAACGGCACCAUGGCCGUGGCGGGCUUCGGCAAGGAGGACGAGGGCACCUACACGUGCCUGGCGGUCAACGAGGUGGGCACUCGAGAGGCGUCGGUGGAGGUGGCGCUGGCCGGGUCCCGCGGCCCCGCCGAGGAGCUGCCCCGCGACGACCCGCAGCCCGGCGGGAACCAGCACUGCGCCGCCGGCGAGCGGCCGGACGCCUCCGGAGCCGGCGAGAAGCUGGUCAUCGUCUACCACGUGCCCGGCGAGGCCCGCAGCGGCGCGGGAGCCCCGGGGCUCCGCCUGGGAGUCCUGCCGCUGGCGCUGGGGCGGCUGCUGCUGUGGUGAGGAGGCGGAGCGGCGCCCCGGGACUCCCCGGUUUUCCGUAGAUUUUCCCCUCUCGUAGUGCCUUCGCUUGAGCCGGUGGGGUCCGGGCGAGCGCCGGAGCCCGACGGGGCCGCCUUCCCGGAGGAGCGCAGGGAUCCUGCCGGGAGCCGCCGCCGCCGCUUCCCCGGCGUCCCGACGCGCCCGGGUGGGAUUUGGGAUUUUCUUCCUCUUCCUGGUUGUUCCCAGGGUUCCCAGGGAUCUGGGAUUUUAUUCUUCUUCCCCCGAGAUCCCGGCUCCCCCGGUCCCGCUUUUCCCCCGGCCCGCGUCCGAGGGCGGCGGCGAGAGGCGACGAAGGGCGAGAGGUGACGAUCCCGGCCCGCAGCCGCCGGAGGGGAGGGAUCCGAGGAGAAAAUCCUUGGGAACGGGGGAACGCGGUCCUGACGCAGGACUGGGAUGGACCCGCGGCCUUGGAUCGGGUGGGAAUCUCCCGGGCUUUAGCCCCGUAGGAGCGCCUUCAAACGCCUGGAGUGCCGCGGGAAUUCCGGCCCCCCUCGCCGUGACCCCAAAAAACCCCGUCUGGGCUGGACCCACCGCUUGUGCCAAAGAUUCCCGAAGCAUUCCCGGUGGGAAUGGGGGGAAGACUGGGAAAAGCAGAGAAGCUGAGCUGCCUGUAAGCCAUAGACAUUCCCGGAGUGCUCCGGCAUUCCCGGCGGGAGCAAUAUUCCUUAUCCAGCCUCGGGGGGAAUUCGGGAAUGUCCGUCGCCCCCAGACCGGGAUGCAGCUCCAGGAUACCGGGAUUAUCCGGUAAUUCCGCCGGAAUUCCCGCUGGGAUCUGGGCACGCCCUGCAGCUCCCCCCCCCGGCCUUGUAACGCCCCGUGGGGACAGCGAUAAAUGCCUUUAAUUAAUGCCUUUAAUUAACGCCUUUAAUGAAGAAAUACCUGCAGUAAACACCGUCAAUAAACGAACCAUUUUCAUAAAUACCUUUAAUUAAUAAACGCCUUUAAUUAAUAAUUACUUUUCAUAAGCGCCUGGAAUAAAACUCGGUUUUGUUUUUCUAAA